Solanum dulcamara is the source of this 831-nucleotide messenger RNA. Its product is annotated as universal stress protein PHOS32-like. NCBI's taxonomy places the organism in Eukaryota, Viridiplantae, Streptophyta, Magnoliopsida, Solanales, Solanaceae. The transcript is spliced from 4 exons. The record is from RefSeq and is a predicted model, not a curated record. The coding region runs from base 149 to 643 and encodes 164 amino acids.
UUUUUGCGUUAACGCGUAUUUUGUACUUCUCUGCUUUUAGAUUUCACGCACAAUAAGGUGCUCUGUAUCUCUAAUCUCUUUUACUUUUUAAUUAAGUACUACAAAAACAAAGAACAAGAAGAAGAAAGAAAGAAAUCAACAAGCAAAAAUGGUGAAAGACAGGACAAUUGGUGUUGCAAUGGAUUUUUCAAAGAGCAGCAAAACAGCUCUGAAAUGGGCAAUUGAUAAUUUGGCUGAUAAAGAUGAUACCUUUUACAUUAUACACAUCAAGAAUCAUUCUUCUGAUGAGUCUCGUAAUAAAUUAUGGGCUCAGUCUGGUUCUCCUUUAAUUCCAUUGGUGGAGUUUAGGGAGGCUGAGGUGUUGCAGAAAUAUGAUGUGGAGACUGAUAUUGAAGUUCUUGAUUUGCUUGAUACUGCUACUAGGCAGAAAGAGAUAAAAGUUGUUGUCAAACUAUACUGGGGAGAUGCAAGGGAGAAACUGUGUGCAGCUGUUGAAGAUCUGAAGUUGAAUUCUUUGGUUAUGGGUAGCAGAGGACUCAGUAAACUCCAAAGGAUAUUCUUGGGAAGUGUGACCAACUAUGUAUUGUCUGUUGCGACCUGCCCUGUGACUGUUGUUAAGGAUCCUGAUUUUCACAAGCACUGAUCAGGUUUUGUUUGGUUAAAUAUGAACUUAUGAUACCAUUUUCGAAUAAGAUGAAAGGAUUUUACAGGUUGUAAUUUCUCUUGUGGUGACAAUUUCUUUACUUCCAAUGCUAAAAGAGACGGAUGGAUCCCUUGAUUUAUGGUUUUUCUGCUUUUGUAUGAAAGAAGUAUACAAUCGUUUGGAUAGAA